AUGACAUACAUCACAGAAAAUACAUAUAACUACAAUAUAUUUAGUUAUAAAGAUAUUAUGAAUCCUAAACCAGUUGAUUUAGAAAUAAAAAGAGAAGAAAAGAGUGAAAUACAAACAAUUAGUAAUACAAUAGAUGCAUUUAUUGAAUUACCUGGAAAUAAAUAUUCUGAUAUUAUUCCAACAUAUCUAAAAGAAAAUAAUAUUUCAUUAAAAGACAUUUUACUAACAAUUCAUCAAAUUAGUAAAUCAAAAAUUAAUAUAAAUGAAAGAGGUAUUAUUUCCCAAAUAACUGAUGUACAUUUUGUAUCAACUUUAUUUUAUUAUAUGAGAUUAUGUGUAUUAUCUUAUGGAAAAUGGGUAUAUAUUCAAGGAGAUAAAGAUGAUAAUAUUUUUAAACGUGCUUUUACUAUUCAAUCAUCUUCAGAAGAUGUUGAUUGGAAAUUAGCUCAAAAGUUAUGUGGUUUAGAUAAAACUGCAUUUGUCAAAUAUCAAUGGACUUCUGAAAUCUUUGACCCUGCCUAUUUCAUUGUUGUCAUUGACUCAUUAAAAACUAUUUCUGUUGUCAUAAGAGGUACUUUUUCUCUUAAUGAUGCUAAAGUAGAUUUAUGUGCUAAACCUGUACCUUAUAAUUUUGCUGGAAUCGAUGGAUUUACUCAUGCUGGAAUCUAUAAAGCUGCUCUUAAUAAAUAUCAACAAAUCAUCCCAACACUAAAAAUGCUUAGACUGAAAUACCCCUCUUUUCAAAUCACUAUUGCUGGUCAUUCUCUUGGUGGUGGAGUUGCCCAAUUACUGACUUUAGAAAUUAAUAAAAAUCACCCUGAUUGGUUAGUUCAUGGUUAUUGUUUAGCACCUGCAUUAGUUCUUUCAUUGAAUAUAGCUUCAUCACCAUUAGUUCGUUCAUUGAUUGAUUCAGUAGUAUCAAAAAAUGAUAUUGUUCCUAGACUCUCUUUUGACUCAAUUAAAAAUAUCCAACCAUUAAUCAAUGAGUUUCGGUCAAUUUACAAUAAUACCAGUUUAAUCUCUCUUAACUCAAAAGAAACAACUGAACAAUACCAACAAGCUUUCAAUCGUUUUUAUGAAUCAACAAAUACUAUUGACUCAUCAGUCUUAGUACCACCAGGAAGAGUAUUUCAUAUCCAAAAAAGAAAAGAACAAGACAUUAAAAAAUAUUGGUUGUAUGAACGAGAAAAUAAAGAGUUUGGUUGGCUUUUUAUUAAAGUAUUAAGUCUUAGUGAUCAUUUUCCAUACAACUAUUAUUACGCAUUAUCACAAGUUGUUAAUGAGAUGACAAUAGAAUAA
Molecule: messenger RNA, 1299 nt
Organism: Entamoeba histolytica HM-1:IMSS
Lineage: Eukaryota; Evosea; Mastigamoebida; Endamoebidae
Product: lipase, putative
Exons: 1
Coding region: 1-1299 (432 amino acids)
Biological process (GO): lipid metabolic process
Source: RefSeq, a predicted model, not a curated record